AUGGGCUGGCGGGUUAGGAUUGUGGCCUUUGUGUUUCUGCUCGUCGUCUUUCUGGCCUUUUGCAUCGACUACCGUGGCCUCAACCGCGUCGUCGAGCAGAGCGAUCAGGUGGGCGCGUUGAGGCGCGCAUUGUCCAUGCCACCACAACCCUGGCCACCCAAGCACCACCUGCUCAUUCGCAAACGCCAACGACUGAACGGAUUCUGGUACUUUUUGUGCGCCUGCCUGUUGGCCACGUGGACCUAUCACCUCGUCGGCUUACUUGCCAGUGUGCCGCGCCUUGUCGAGAUCAAGAUGCUCUACACCAAGGUUCUACGUAUCUCCGACGCCAGCUUGCAACACAUGCCAUGGUCGGACGUGGUGUACGCCGUCGAGCUGGCACAGCAAACUCAUGAAUUUUGCGCCAUCAAAAAAAACCUGGACGUAAUGGACAUUGUGUCCAUCAUCCUUCAGCACGACAACUUUUUGUUGUGCAUGUACAAGAACCAAGUGGUGGAUGUCAGCCUGCAGCUACCCCUUGUGGGCGAAUUCGAUUUUCUUCCUGCCUCGCUGCAGUGGGCUGCGCACCGAGUGAUCAAUGGUGUCCUCUACAACAAGCACCGUCGUCUCCGAGACGAGGUUCGCAAUGUCCAGAGCCAUGACCAGAUUGCCGGUGAACUCAGAUACUACUUUCGCCUUUACGGGAUAGCCUACAUCCUUCUCUGCCCGCUUUUCUUGAUUCAUCGCUUCGUCAUGUUCUGCUUUGGACACUCUGACCUCAUUCAAAAGCAGCCAGGCUACUUAGCAGCCCGCCAGUGGACACCGUUUGCGCACUGGGACAUGCGCGUGUACAAUGAGCUUCCACACUACCUGCACCGCCGCCUCAGCGCGGCCUAUGACCCCACUUGCAAUUAUUUGCGCUCCUUUGUCUCCCACACCUGGAAUAUCGUGGCACGCUUUUUCGUGUUUGUGCUUGGUGGCCUGUUUGUCAUCAUUAGCCUGUUUGGUUAUGUCCUUGAUGAGGAUUUGCUGCUUCGCGUUGACUUGACACCCAACCGCUCCAUUGCGUGGUGGUUUGCCACGAUCGGUGGCCUGUUGGCGGUGGCGCGAUCGAUGGCCCCACCGCAAGUGAGCAUCGACGAUGUGAACAUGGAUCCCCGAACGCCGUUUGCUCUGAUGAAGAAGCAAUUUUACGAUUUUGUCGAUCGAAAUGUCAAUCCGCUCAAUGAAAGCACGCGCGUCUACUUUUCCAAGCUUCUGCAACUUCGAGCUUACGUGGUGCUUGAGGAAAUUUUCGGGCUACUCCUGAUCCCAUACAUGCUCUUUGUGCGCUUCCCGGCCUAUGCGGAUCGCAUUGUCGAUAUGUACCACAAGCAGGAAGCUUACCUUGCUGACGAGCCUGCUUUUGGCUCCUUCUGUAAAGAAGCCAUGGACUGCAUUUUGCAGAGCAAGUCACAUGUUCAAAAGUCCGUGAUUGAGCAUUCCGAUGAUGGUGCGCAAGCAUCAGCGGCGGCUUUGCGACCAAUUCCAGCCGCCAUGGCAUCCAUGGCGCCCGCUGCCACGCGUGCUGGCCCAGGCGAGCGCUCGCAGUAUGCAAAUGGUGAAUACGUGGCGCUGGGGAUGGAUGAUGAUGUGGCGCCCGCGAGCAGACCCGUACCGGCACACACAGAACGGCAAGCAGCGGACCGUGAGCGUGCAGCGCGCGGUUGGGCGCACAUGUAUCAGUCCUACUAUGAUCGCUCCAUGUGGUCUUCCACUGUGCACGCUUCGCGGCAAGGCUCGGCGCCGAGCGAGGUACCGCAGCCCGACUGGGACUAA
Molecule: messenger RNA, 1797 nt
Organism: Monosiga brevicollis MX1
Lineage: Eukaryota; Choanoflagellata; Craspedida; Salpingoecidae
Exons: 12
Coding region: 1-1797 (598 amino acids)
Biological process (GO): protein localization to phagophore assembly site; autophagy of mitochondrion
Cellular component (GO): autophagosome; phagophore assembly site
Source: RefSeq, a predicted model, not a curated record